AUGGACAUUUACAAAGACCAAGAUGAUGAGGAGACAGAGGACGCGGCCACUUCCAAAGCGGACGACGAUGAAGAUGUGCCCCAGAAGACCACGGGAAGGAAGGGCAGGACUUCCAGCAGGAGGGUGUCUGCCAGCAAGCUCAACCUUGAUCUGGAACUGGCCAAGCAGAAUUUGCAGAAAGCCAAGGAUGAAGCAGCUGCCAUGGGAGAUGAGCAUAGUGAAAACAGAAAACUCCAAGCUCGUUUGAAGAAUGUUAUUUCUUUAGACAAAAUGAAGCAGGCUCUGGAGCAGAAGGACCUCGACCUCGCAGCGGCUAGGAAGACGGCGCGGGAGAAAACUAAUCUUGCUAACAAGAAGCUGGCUUCAGUCGACAAGUUAGAAGAAGAAAACGCCAAGCUCAAGACUGCCGUUGGUGAAGCAAACAAGGAAGUUGUGCAGUUGAAGAAGGACAAGGUGGCUCUGACUGACAAGGUUGCAGAUCUCACUCGGAAGAGGGAUGAACUGGAGGCUUAUCUGGGAGGACUCGCCAAGAAAUAUGUUCCUUAUGCUUGA
Molecule: messenger RNA, 552 nt
Organism: Aegilops tauschii subsp. strangulata
Lineage: Eukaryota; Viridiplantae; Streptophyta; Magnoliopsida; Poales; Poaceae
Source: RefSeq, a predicted model, not a curated record